UCUCUCUCUCUCUCUCUCUCUCUCUCUCUCUCUCUCUCUCUCUCUCUCUCUCUCUCUCUCUCAAACACAUAUAUACCAUCUAUCUCUCUUUCAAGCUUGCUAUUAGCUAGCUUGUUCAACGGAGAAUUAAGGUCGUCGGGGAGAUCAUCAUGUCGGGGGUGUGGGUGUUCAAGAACGGCGUGGUGCGGCUGGUGGAGAACGGCGCGGCGGCCAGUGGCGAGGCGGUGCGGCGCCGGAAGGCGCUGGUGCACACGCCGAGCGGGCAGGUGGUGCGGUCGUACGCGGAGCUGGAGUCGGAGCUGCGGGCGCUGGGGUGGGAGCGCUACUACGAGGACCCGGCGCUGUACCAGUUCCACAAGCGCGGUUCCCUGGACCUCAUCUCCCUCCCCACCGACUUCAGCAGAUUCUCCUCCGUCCACAUGUACGACAUCGUCGUCAAGAACAGAGAUUCCUUCAGGGUCGUCGACAUCUGAUCGAGUAUCUAAUCGCCUUCUUCAUUAUAUUCUCUGAUCGAUCCAUGCGUGCGUGCAUGGCAAUCUGAUCGAGCUAAUUAUCAGUACGUACGUUGACUGCGGGCAUGCAUGCAUGCAUGGAUGCUUGUUCCAGCUUGGUGAUCAUCGAUCGAUCGAUCGAGCUUGGUUUAUUCAGUUGUUUUGAGUGCAGUGGCUAUUAGUGUGACUACAGUAGUCGUCGUGAGUGUGAGGUUACUACAUAUGUUUUACUUAAUUUCUGAUGUAAUUGCGUGUUACAUGCAUGCAUGCACGGAUAUGCAUGCGUGAUUAGUGAGUUCAAUUUGGUAGCAGUGCGACUGAAUCAGUCACAUGUGGUUUCUGGUGUAUAUAUAUAUACAUGUGAGCUAGUGAUCUUAA
Messenger RNA from Phragmites australis (common reed), 869 nucleotides. RefSeq names its product flowering-promoting factor 1-like protein 1. Gene Ontology annotation, cellular component: mitotic spindle. The record is from RefSeq and is a predicted model, not a curated record. Gene Ontology annotation, biological process: regulation of flower development; negative regulation of mitotic metaphase/anaphase transition. Lineage: Eukaryota; Viridiplantae; Streptophyta; Magnoliopsida; Poales; Poaceae. The transcript has a single exon. The coding region runs from base 150 to 473 and encodes 107 amino acids.